CUUUAUGGUUCAACUCCCAACCGAGUAUUCAUUCCUUGCUAGUUCGUUGAUGCGGCAACGUCUUUCUAUUUUUGUUCCACCCUACAUUUGUGAUAUUUGGCUCAAAUAACACGUUGACACCAUGGAGGAUAACUGCAGCAUGUUGACUUUUAGUACUCGACCCCCUAGCGUCCAACAACAUUUGGAGGCGCUCGGUUUUUAUGGUUGGAUCGCCACAAUCACGUUUGCAGUGGCCACAUUGAUACUUGUUGCUCUCUUCAUUCUGAACGUUGCCAGCUUUGUACGACACAGUCCACCGCAUCGCCGACUUCUUUUAUGCUGGGUUACCUCCUUCCCGUUGAUUAUUUCGUUCUUGGCACUGAUGACGUUAUUGAUUCCACGAGCCGGAAAUCUCUGCGAUACCGUCAAACAAAUUUUUAUGCCAUUUAUAAUGAUGCACUUCGUGGAUUUAACGUUGAACUUUAAAGGUGGCCAAUCAGCUGCGCUGGAAGACCUAUUGCAAUCGAAUACGCCCAUGACAUUCUGCCUUCCACCGUGCUGCUGUCUUGGACUCUGCAUCCGUCAACUCGACUAUACAAAGAAGAGGCUGCGUGUCUUCAAAUCACUCGUCUAUCAAAUGCCCCUGGUUCAAUUGACCAUUAUUGUAUUGAUUGUCCUCUUAACUGAAGCUGAAGUGAUUCGCCGAGACAAGGGUCCCGACGGCGUUUUCAUUUUUUUGAACGUUUUAAACAUUGUUUGCUUUUGCUUGGCCAUGUGGGCGUUUAACAUCAUUACCCGCUCUUUUGCGCCUCAGCUGGUGGCAAUCAACUUUCAGUAUAAAGCCCAACUAGUUGGACUGGGAAUAGCAUUGAUGAAACUACAAAAUUUUAUUUUGGUCAUCUUGAGCGUCAGUGGAGUCAUUCCGUGUAUCCCACCGUUCACAUCAAGAAUAGUUCUUCAAAAAACAAUUGAUGCAUCAUUGACGUUAACUGAAGCUUUCAUUCUGGGCAUCUUAACAUUCGUCGAUUACAGAAAACUUGACCACCAAGACGAGCUGCAGCCUUCUGGUCGCCGAACAAGUCAACAAAAAUAGUGUUGCCAUAUCUUUUUUGGUUUUUUAUAAAUUGCUUUAUUCCUUUUAAUUUUAUAUAACCCAAAAUCUCGAUACCUAUCCAGAAAAAGGUAACAGCUCGUUAAAUUAAGUGUCUUAAUUUAAGACACUUAUAAUUUUUAAUUUAAGACUCUUAA
This is a messenger RNA of Daphnia carinata, 1227 nucleotides long. RefSeq names its product organic solute transporter subunit alpha-like. Gene Ontology annotation, molecular function: transporter activity. The record is from RefSeq and is a predicted model, not a curated record. The transcript has 9 exons. Lineage: Eukaryota; Metazoa; Arthropoda; Branchiopoda; Diplostraca; Daphniidae. Bases 122 to 1072 code for a protein of 316 amino acids. Gene Ontology annotation, biological process: transport.